Molecule: messenger RNA, 1057 nt
Organism: Cuculus canorus (common cuckoo)
Lineage: Eukaryota; Metazoa; Chordata; Aves; Cuculiformes; Cuculidae
Gene: ZNHIT6
Product: zinc finger HIT-type containing 6
Exons: 10
Coding region: 1-990 (329 amino acids)
Biological process (GO): maturation of LSU-rRNA from tricistronic rRNA transcript (SSU-rRNA, 5.8S rRNA, LSU-rRNA); snoRNA localization; box C/D snoRNP assembly
Cellular component (GO): nucleus; pre-snoRNP complex
Source: RefSeq, a predicted model, not a curated record
AUGAUUCUGAUUCUGAUUCUGCCCCACGACUCCUGCCAGACGCCCUCGGCGCUGCCACCCCCCGCCCGGCAGGCGGCGCUGCUUCCCCCCAGUCCCGCCGCCCCCCCACCUCCCCCGGGCCCUGCGUGCGGCGGGGGCGGCGCCGCGGCCAUGGCGGACGCUCCGAGGAAGAUGGCGCUGCGCAGAUGUGAAACGUGUAGUGAAGAGGAGGCAAAGUACAGAUGUCCGCGAUGCAUGAAAUACUCGUGCAGUCUGUUGUGUGUAAAGAAGCAUAAGCUGGCGCUGAGCUGUAACGGUGUCAGAGAUAAAACAGCGUUUGUCUCUGUAAAUGAAUUUACUGACUUGAACCUUUUGAGCGAUUAUCGUUUCCUGGAAGAUGUAGGAAGGACAGCAGAUGCUGCUGCUCGACACCUUACUAUGCAUCGUUCCACAGGAAAAAGAUUUAUGUCUUCCUUGAGAAACAAGGCUCAAAGGUACGAUAUAGACCUGAGGAUACUGCCCGCUGGAUUUACAAAAAGAAGAGAAAAUUCAACCACUUUCAAUCGCGCGGAGGACAAGUUCUACUGGCAUUUGAAGCUCGUGUUUCCUCAUAGUCACGCCGAAUACACUUCAAAACGGGUGCCUGACGAUAGAACUCUCACUGAUAUCCUUAAGCCGUACAUCGAUCCAGUGGAGUCAGAUCCUGUGGUUUGUCAAAGGUUAAAGAUUUAUGCAGCGGCUCCUCAGUCAGACAUACAGAUCUUAAUGAAAAUAGAAAACAGGAGGCAAAACUCUGUCAGGUACAAUGAGCUGGAUGCCAGUAGAAGCCUCCUAGACAAUCUCAAAGGCAAAGUCAUCAUUGAGUAUCCAACGCUAUUUGUGGUCUUGAAGACACUGAAGCAUGGCAUGGUGAUACUUGGCCAAGAUGCCAGUGAACCUGCAGAGAACUCGGACAGCGAAAGUUCAUCCCUUUCAUCUAUAGAAGAAGGGGAAAUUCGGGACAGUUCAUGACAGUUCGUUGAGAGAAGAGGAUGGAAUAAACCUUGAAAAUUUUAAUUAAAGCUUUUUUUAUAUGCUA